Messenger RNA from Hyphopichia burtonii NRRL Y-1933, 1022 nucleotides. RefSeq lists its product as uncharacterized. The record is from RefSeq and is a predicted model, not a curated record. NCBI's taxonomy places the organism in Eukaryota, Fungi, Ascomycota, Pichiomycetes, Serinales, Debaryomycetaceae. The transcript has a single exon. The coding region runs from base 67 to 951 and encodes 294 amino acids.
GGAGACUGAACCUCGAUGAACCAAUAGACAGUUAUCUGUACUUGAUAAUAAUACCUUUAAUGCCUAAUGUUAACACGAGUAAAUGCCCGGUGGGGCAAGAGAAUAUGCUUUAGAUCGUAUAGUCAGCACAAUAAUAACUGGGCCGACGGUCAGAUCAUCCUGAAUAGAGACAUGUUCAAGGCCAGUGGAAUACUAAACUCUAAUAGAAAGUUUCCCCAUGAAUCUAUUAAACCACUGAUAUAUAAAAGGUCUGCAACUGAAUUUGAAUCUGACUACUGGAAUUUUGAUAGUACUUUGCAAGAAUUACUGCAGCUUGAUAAAGAGUUCCCCUUUGUAAUAGAUACAAGAUUCCAGAGAAUUAAUAGGUUUUUAGGAGAUAACUACAGCUUUCUGACUUCAGAGAAAACUGCUGUGCUAUUUGGUCUGGCAAAUUUAUCUAUAAAUCUCGAACAAGGUCAUGAUGACAACAAAGACUUCCAAAACAGCUUCCCCAAAUCAACCCAUCCUGAAUUUUAUGAAACUGAAAGGCUAAGAUCGUUGGGUGAGUCUUUAUUUCAGCUUCAUUUGGGCCUCUCUACCAUUUUUAUAAACGGAAAGUUUUUGACACUUCCAGCAAAUGAAAUUGAUAAAAGAACCAGCAUUUUUGAUGAUAAAGAUAGUGUCAUCUGCCUUUUCAUGAAACGUCACUUGCUUUAUGAAAGUAUACCAACUUACAAAGGGAUAAACAGAGGAGUCAUCAACAAAUCACAGUCCCCCACCGAUAAAGCCGGUCUCAAGCUGAGGUUACAAGAUAAAGCCUGUGUUGCAAGCUUCUAUACUCUCCUAGGUUUAUUAGCCACAAAAUUCAACAGGAAGGAUAUCGUUGAUAAUGUUCUUUAUACCAAAAUACUUAGGGGCCCCUCAGGUAUCGUUAACCUAUUUAUCCGCAAGGCUACAGAUCAAUCAUAUUAGUUUGAACGUCUGCCCUGUUUCUACCCCAUGCAUCCAUAUUUCAAUUUCAAUUCUUGUACAUAAUCUUUAAC